Sycon ciliatum is the source of this 1371-nucleotide messenger RNA. RefSeq lists its product as uncharacterized. The transcript has a single exon. The record is from RefSeq and is a predicted model, not a curated record. Bases 1 to 1371 code for a protein of 456 amino acids. NCBI's taxonomy places the organism in Eukaryota, Metazoa, Porifera, Calcarea, Leucosolenida, Sycettidae.
AUGGACGAGCUGGCAGGUGAACCCCUGAGACUUCUGUGCAGUCUCCCAGGCAUCGAAGCCAAUGUCAUCAGCUUGAUCCAGCAAUUGUCGUCGUAUGUUAGUGAGUCUAGAGAUAGAGAGGAGCGCGUGAAACGGCGUGUGGAUGAGCUAUGUGCACACGUUUCGGAGUUACGAGGCGAACUGAGCUCCUUGAGGCAGUCCGCCAUUGCCCCCAUGCAUGUCGACCAACAGCAACAAAAAGGCGAGGAGGUCAAGGAGAGUGCAGCUAGUAGUACGAAUAGUACCCGUACGCUAACUGGAAAGUCUAAGCCGCGCGCAAAUAGUGAAAAAAAGUCAAAGCAGCAGGCAGAACACGUGGGAACGCACACUGAACCCCGUACCCGUAGCGCUGCCACACCCUGGCACGCAGGCAAGACGGUGCCCUCAGUGGACACGGAAACGGAGUACAAGGAUAAAGCAAACCCGGUAUGUACUACAAACCACAGUCCAAAGGUCGCAGACACACAGACAAACACUGUGGGUUCGCAGCACGUUCCACCACUACCUGUGGAUGAUGACUCAUGGCAACUAGUCUCUUCUGUCUCCCCUCGCCUUAGCGUCAGGCGUGGGGUCAUUUGGAUUGGAAACCUGCGCCCAGCUAUUAGCAUUGAGCAACUGGAAUCCUUUAUCCAACAACGUGCCCUGACAGCCAAUCAGCAGCUCACGAUAUUUAGUAGCAAACUGAUCAGCAAGGCUGAUGGCAAGGUCGGUGCUCGUGUGACGAUCAGCCGAGCCUCAGUUGAAGCCCUCACACAGCCAAACUUCUGGCCCAGGCCUGUUUAUGCACGCCCAUGGGUUUUUCGUGAUGACCAGAGAAACGCAGCAGACAAGCAACAACAGGAGCAACAGCAGAAGACACAGGGAAAUCAGCACCAGGAAUCUACACUAAGUCUUGAACAGAGAAACACAGCAGACCAGCAGCAGCAAAAGAAACGGCAGGAGGAGCACCAGAAGACACAGGAAAAUCAGCAUCAGGAAUCUACACCUGAAGAGCACCAGCAUUUGCAGACAGAACAGCAGAACCUGCAUACUGCAUCUAGUGACAGCCAAUGCCCUGCAUCCAGUGACAGCCAAUGCCCUGCGUCUAAUGACAGCCAAUGCCCUGCGUCCAGUGACAGCCAAUGCCCUGCGUCUAAUGACAGCCAAAGCCCUGCAUCUAGUGAUGUCCAGCAGGACAGUGGCCAGCACCAGCCCAAGCUUCAAGAUACGUCAACUGCGUCUGCUCCAGCCAAAGCCACGCCACCUCGCCCUGGAAAGCGUCAUGCAGAAGAUUCCCCUGGAUCCAUGUCGGGAAUACCAUGCAAAAUGCAACCUUCAUCUAGCUCUCAAUGA